AUGAGGCCGCACCUCCUCAGCCUCGCCCUGCUCCUGGCCGCCACGGCCACCGUGCCCCUAGCCUCAGCGGUGUGUGUCUCGCGGUACGAGAAGGCCGAAAGGAAGACAUUGGCCGUCGAUGAGUAUGCACCUACUACUAAGAAGGUUGACGAGAAGCCCAAGGAGGAGAAGCCCUAUGACUAUGAGGAAGCCACCUCAGCUAAGGCCUCCACCGCCGAAGAAGCUGAAGCAGCCAGCACCUCCACAUCGGAUGAGAAACCCGACAAAUACGAGGAGUCUUCAGCAUCUCCAGAGAAGGUAAAGAAGGAGAAAUCCAAAGAGAAGGGGAAAUCUGAUGAUUGGGAUGUAUCUGCGUUUCUCAAGAAGAAAAAGAAGGAGAAGGAAAAGAAGCAUGCUGAUUUGGAUGACUCUUUGGCAUCUCCCAAGAAGGAGAAAUCCGAUGAUUCUGACGAAUCCUCCUCCUCCUCGUCUUCCAAGAAGAAGAAGAAGAAGAAGGAGGAGGAGGAGGAGGACAAGUCUGACGGUUCCGACGAUUACGUAUCUCCUAAGAAGGAAAAGAACAAGUCUGAUGACUCAUACGAUGAUGAUGCAUCGUCUAAGAAGGAAAAGAAGGAGAAAAAAACCAAGAAAAAGGAGAAAUCCAAGGAGGAGAAACCUGAUGAGGAUGCCACGCCCGUCGACGUCUCCACGAACGGGGAGUACGUACCCCCCAAGGAGGACAAAGGCGAUGGGGAUGCAAGCAGCCAGCCCAUGGGCGGCAUGGAUGCUCCCGACGAGCUCCCGGCCGCUGCCAAGAGCUCCGCCUCCUCCGAUGCGUACGCAUCCCCUACGCAGCCCAUGGGGGGCAUGGACUCUCCCGACGAGCUUCCACCAUCGGCCAAGAGCUCCGCCAGCAGCCAGCCCAUGGGGGGCAUGGACUCUCCCGACGAGCUUCCACCAUCGGCCAAGAGCUCCGCCAGCAGCCAGCCCAUGGGGGGCAUGGACUCUCCCGACGAGCUUCCACCAUCGGCCAAGAGCUCCGCCAGCAGCCAGCCCAUGGGGGGCAUGGACUCUCCCGACGAGCUUCCUCCGUCGGCCAAGAGCUCCGCCUCCAAAGAUCCGUACGCCGGCCAGCCCACCGACCCGGCGAAGUCGUCGCUAUCGAUGGAGUCCUUCGGGGGAAUGAUCAAGACGACGCCGCCGAACAUUAAUAUGCUGAACCCGGUGAUCAAGCGCGUGUGCAGCAGGACGACGUACCCGUACGACUGCGAGGCGUCGAUCGCGAGCCUCCACGGCAACGCGAUGCCGGCGCAGCCAGGCGACGGCGAGGGCGUGCUGCGGCUGGCGAUGGAGGCGGUGCGGGAGAAGGUCAUCGUGGCGAUGAACGCGGCGACGGACCGGAUGAACACGCCGGGGAUUGAGGUGACGACCAAGGAGGCGCUCGACGACUGCACCCAGUCCUACAGCGACAUCAAGUCGAGCCUGGAGAACGUGGACGCUGCGCUCAAGCGCGGCGACAUGGCCACGGCGCGCACCAACCUCGACUCGGUGGAGACUGACGUGACCACCUGCGACGAAGGCUUCAACGAGCGCGGCACCCCGUCGGUCAUGACCGACCAUGACAAGGAGCUCCAGAAGCUCGCCAGCGACCUCAUAUCCAUCGGCGCCACCGCCAUCCGCCACUAGAGAGAGAGAUGAAGAAAGAAAUCAAGUGCGACUUGUUUCGAUGACUGCAGCUCAGAGGAUAUGGGACAGUACCUUAAUUAAUAUGCAGCUGCAUUAUU
Molecule: messenger RNA, 1763 nt
Organism: Panicum hallii
Lineage: Eukaryota; Viridiplantae; Streptophyta; Magnoliopsida; Poales; Poaceae
Exons: 1
Coding region: 1-1665 (554 amino acids)
Biological process (GO): negative regulation of catalytic activity
Molecular function (GO): enzyme inhibitor activity
Source: RefSeq, a predicted model, not a curated record